AUGGAAGAUAUAAAGGUGCCGAACUUGGGUCAGGCUGCUUCAGCCGCGUGCUCCAUGGCGUCCAAUUUCUUGGCACCGGUGAAGACCGAGCGCCAAAUCUACGAAAACUCGAUGCUCGAGGACGAUCCCAAUGCCAACUCGGUAGUAUCGACCUCUCAAGAAGACAGGACUGUGCCUAGGUGGGGUCCGAAUCAUAAAGGUGCUCAAGAACUUGCGAAUCUUUAUAGUACUGGAAAGAGAACACAAGAGUGCAUCUGUGUGGGGAUUUGCAUCACUCUUAUAGCUGUAAACUCAAUUUUCGUGCUUAUCAAAUUACGACUGGAAAAUUUAAGUUCUAUAGCAAUGGCAGCCUUGUGCGGCAUCAUUACCGCUGAUUUUGGUUCUGGCUUGGUUCAUUGGGCGGCUGAUACUUGGGGGUCAGUGGAACUACCGAUUCUGGGGAAGAAUUUCCUGAGACCAUUCCGCGAGCAUCAUAUAGAUCCGACCAGUAUAACGCGACACGAUUUCAUUGAGACCAACGGUGAUAACUUUAUGGUUACGAUACCAAUCUUAUCAAAGCUUACAUGGGAUUUUCUGACAUUGCCCGAACCGGACAUGCAACAAAAGUUCGUGUGGACUUGUUACUGGUUUCUGCUUGCAAUUUUUGUGGCAAUGACCAAUCAGAUACACAAAUGGUCGCAUACGUACUUCGGUCUGCCAGCCUGGGUGAUUUGGCUUCAAGAACAUAGGAUUAUCUUGCCAAGAAAGCAUCAUCGAGUGCAUCAUGUCGCGCCUCAUGAGACUUAUUUCUGCAUCACCACAGGAUGGUUGAAUUGGCCUUUAGAGAAAUUACAUUUCUGGUAUAUCAUGGAGGUGAUCAUCGAGGGUGUCACCGGUUGCAAACCCAGGGCCGACGAUCUGAAAUGGGCACAAAAGCGCUCUUGAGAAUUAAUAAUCAUCCUGCUGUCGUUAUACAUUUUGUACAAACAGGAUAUUUAACAUACAGCCAAAUGUUUGAAAGAAAUACGAACGGCAAACUACAACGAGGUAGAAAUUAAGUGGAAAAUCUGUAUGGGCAAUAGUAAAAGGCUUGCAACACGGAAUCUUUGAUGUUUCGAGAAAGAAAGAGGUGUAAUGAACGAGUACGUAACAGAAAAUGUUCAAUAGUUGGCACUCUUGCGCGAAUAUUAUCAUAUAUUAAGGUAUAUAGGGAUUUAAGAGAAAAUAAAUAAAAAUUAAAAUUAACAAUAAAUAAUUGCUAAAUAAUUAAUAAAUAAUUAACAAAUCUCCACACAUCUUAAUAUUUGAUGAAAUCCGAGUAAGAAUGCCGAAAACUGGUGCUGUAAUGAGUGCCGGAUAGUGAACGUUUUCCCUUACCCGGGAAAAAAUGAUUUUAUAUGUAAUUAUAUAAAAUUUUAUCUAAUUAUAUAUGGCUCAUAUACAGAAUUUGGUGCAAUAUGACCAUAUAUAUAAUCAUAUAUAAUAAUAUAUGUCUAUAUAGAAAAAAAUGCUUUAGAAUGAAAAAAGGAAAAAAUAAUUUCAUUCAAUUGAACGUUAUUCAAUUAUAAGCUGCUACAAACAUGAGCAUUUACUUCAAUUGUAU
Odontomachus brunneus is the source of this 1582-nucleotide messenger RNA. It is a transcript of the gene Kua, whose product is annotated as transmembrane protein 189. The transcript has 4 exons. The record is from RefSeq and is a predicted model, not a curated record. NCBI's taxonomy places the organism in Eukaryota, Metazoa, Arthropoda, Insecta, Hymenoptera, Formicidae. Bases 1 to 924 code for a protein of 307 amino acids. Gene Ontology annotation, molecular function: oxidoreductase activity.